AUGCAAUUCAAAUCAAUCAUUUUAUCUGUCGCUUUAGCGAUAGCUUGCGUAUCAGCACAAGAUAAUGGCGCUGGAUUCUUUUUUAAAUGCGACACUCCAGGAGACGUUGCUUUAACGUUCGAUGAUGGUCCAUCAGACUUCACACCUGAAUUAUUAACAACCUUAAAGACUGCACAAAUCCCAGCGACAUUUUUCGUUUUGGGUAAAAGCAUUAAUGAAGGACAAGGAAAAGCCGCACUCAAGGCCACUUUCGACGCAGGACAUCAAAUUGCUUUGCAUUCGAACACACACGCCGAUAUGAACACUUUAACCGCGAAAGCCAUUCAAAGUGAAUAUGAGCUCAAUAUUAAAGCUGUUGAAGAUACUAUCGGUGUAAGACCAAAGAUGGCAAGACCACCUUACGGUAAUUGUAACGAAAAUUGUGCAAAGGUUUUGACUGGCACGAUGGGUUUAUCAAUUAUUCAAUGGAAUUGCGAUUCAAAUGACUGGCAAUACGAAGCAAAAUGUAAAAAUGACCCCAAAGAUCAUUGA
This is a messenger RNA of Funneliformis geosporum, 531 nucleotides long. NCBI's taxonomy places the organism in Eukaryota, Fungi, Glomeromycota, Glomeromycetes, Glomerales, Glomeraceae. The record is from the annotation of a GenBank genome assembly.